This is a messenger RNA of Odocoileus virginianus texanus, 950 nucleotides long. Its product is annotated as histone H2A type 1. Gene Ontology annotation, biological process: heterochromatin formation. NCBI's taxonomy places the organism in Eukaryota, Metazoa, Chordata, Mammalia, Artiodactyla, Cervidae. The record is from RefSeq and is a predicted model, not a curated record. Gene Ontology annotation, cellular component: chromatin; nucleosome. Gene Ontology annotation, molecular function: DNA binding; structural constituent of chromatin; protein heterodimerization activity.
AUGUCUGGGCGAGGUAAACAAGGUGGCAAGGCUCGUGCCAAAGCCAAGACACGCUCUUCACGGGCCGGGCUCCAGUUCCCCGUGGGCCGUGUUCACCGGCUGCUCCGCAAGGGUAACUAUGCCGAACGGGUUGGGGCCGGGGCCCCGGUGUAUCUCGCGGCGGUGCUGGAGUACCUGACAGCCGAGAUCCUGGAGCUGGCGGGCAACGCAGCCCGGGACAACAAGAAGACGCGCAUCAUCCCGCGCCACCUGCAGCUGGCCAUCCGCAACGACGAGGAGCUCAACAAGCUGCUGGGCAAAGUCACCAUCGCUCAGGGCGGCGUCCUGCCCAACAUCCAGGCGGUGCUGCUGCCCAAGAAGACCGAGAGCCACCACAAGGCCAAGGGCAAGUAGCUGCCUGAAUUAUAGCAACUUCGAUGAAUCCAAACCAAAGGCUCUUUUCAGGGCCACCCAUCUUUUCUGCAAAAGAGUUUGACAUUUGUUAAUAAUGUUGGGUGGCAGAAAAAUGCAAAACUUGGUAGGAAUUUUUAGCUUCAUAUAGUGGCAUCUAUGGAUUCCACGUCAAAAACCCAAUUUGGUCAAUUUAGCUCAUUUUUCAACUAAUGUUUUUCAGUGAAAUUGCUUCUUAUGUGGGAUUUUUCAACACUUAAUCUACUAAUACCUCAUAAAGGAAGAAAAGUCAAAAGAUAACAGUUCAGCAAUAAAACAAAUUUCUAGUUCCUCCUCAAGGCAUAUAGAAUCAAAUACAAUCUGAGUUCCGCAGGAAGGACCCCACCUAGGUGGAGGAUGGAAUGAUAAUUUUGCCCCUGAUGACUUGAAUCAACUAAAGCUUGGACUCUGUCAACCUUUGCCCCAAUUCUAUGCUGUUUUCUCCUCUGCUCCAGACCCUACAUGAAUAUGCAUAUUCCCUUCGCUUAGAAACCCCCAAUUUUGCUGUUCAUGAAGAAGGA